AUGGGGAAGGAAUCGUUAGCAAGCUCACCAUACGCAUUCUAUGCAUUCUACGAACUUUACAAGUAUCUGGGGCUCACUGCGAAGAGACACACUUUAAACCAGGUGGGAGAAAUACUAUAUCCCGAUUUUAAAUUGAAUCCAAAAUUAAUAACGUCUUUGUUUAUUACAUGGAAGAAGCAAACGAAGAAGUAUUUACAAUUUGCCGAUGAUGAUGGCUAUAUUUUAAGGGGUUGCAUCGGUACUUUUGCCAAGAUGCCUAUUGAUAAGGGGAUUGAAAGAUUUUCCAUUAUUGCUGCCACUGAGGAUAAUAGGUUUCCUCCUGUUGGAGAAGAAGAGAUAUCUAAACUGAAAUGUUGCUGCAAUAUAUUACAGAAUUUUGAAACUAUCUUCAGUAAGAAUGGUGAUGAUAAGGAAGGGGAUAUAUUUAAUUGGGAACUUGGAGUUCAUGGAAUUGAACUGAAAUUUAAAUAUAAGGGUAUUCAUAGUUCUACUUUUCUUCCUGAAGUCAUGAUUGAGCAAGAUUGGGAUAAAGAAGACACUUUUAGAAAUUUAAUUGAAAAGGCUGGAUGUGAGAGACAUGUGACAGAGAUUAUGGAUAAUUAUGAGGAAUAUUUUAUUGAAGUGAUAAGAUACGAAGGUAGGAAGAGUGCAAUAUCUUACAAAACCUUUAAGAAAGAAUUAAGUAAAUUAGAAGAGUAG
Naumovozyma castellii is the source of this 699-nucleotide messenger RNA. RefSeq lists its product as uncharacterized. The record is from RefSeq and is a predicted model, not a curated record. NCBI's taxonomy places the organism in Eukaryota, Fungi, Ascomycota, Saccharomycetes, Saccharomycetales, Saccharomycetaceae. The coding region runs from base 1 to 699 and encodes 232 amino acids. The transcript has a single exon.